Molecule: messenger RNA, 5189 nt
Organism: Glossina fuscipes
Lineage: Eukaryota; Metazoa; Arthropoda; Insecta; Diptera; Glossinidae
Gene: raptor
Product: regulatory-associated protein of mTOR
Exons: 3
Coding region: 793-5112 (1439 amino acids)
Biological process (GO): positive regulation of cell growth; TORC1 signaling; positive regulation of protein serine/threonine kinase activity
Cellular component (GO): cytoplasm; TORC1 complex
Molecular function (GO): protein-macromolecule adaptor activity; protein binding
Source: RefSeq, a predicted model, not a curated record
AAAUUAUUAACAUUCUCUCGAAAUUCGUAGAAAUUGAUGUCUCUCUAACUGAGAUUUUUUUUUGUGUGUGCUGUAAAGUAAUUCUUACAAUGCUAACACUUUGACAAUAAUUAACUUUUAGAAUGGAAUUUAUCAGUUGCCGUAAAAAGAUGAAAUUGUGCAGAUCGUAUCUACGGUAAUUUAAGAGAACGACCGGAAAGAUUGUAAAUAUAUCUUUGAAAGUGUAUUGUGAUAUAAGCAAUGGAUAGAUAGAUAGAUAGAUAUUCCUUGCUUGCAAGAGCUGUUAACCCAAUUAUUGCCAAUCCAGAAAAGUACUGCCAACUGCUGCUUCAUGCAAUUUAAAAAUAACGCAAUUAAACUUCUGUUUACGGCAACGCUAUUGGGAAGAGUAGAAAAAGCGAAUUUUGAGUAGCAAAAAUUGCUGCGUAUUUUACUCGAACGUGAUUAAUAUACUCUAUAGAUUUUGGAAAAAAUUUUAUAAAUUCUAAAUUAUUUACACAACCUGCAUUUUUUACGAAAAAUAGUUGUAAAUAUUUAUUAUGCAAAGUUAAAAAUACGAAGAAAAGUUGGAAAAAAUAUUUAUGGUUAGGUUGGCCACAUCUAAGUAUUGCUCUUUAGAACUGCAUGUGUCUGGCGAACUUCAUGUCAGUCCAAUCAAUAAAACUGUUCAAUAUUAUUUUUUUAUAAAAUAUUGGCACAAUUCAUGGUUUACAGUGGGAAAUAAAUUAAGAAGAUAAGUUUCGAGUUCGGACACUCCCUGUUAUAUUUUGCGUUGCUCAUUUAUAAAAGAAAAUGUUCGAGUCCCACUAUAUGAAUGCAAAAGUGGCGGAUAGUAGCAGCUCUUGUGAAAGUUGUCCGGAAGCAGUUACCCAAUUUUCACCAUCCCCUAGCACAGGUUGUGAUAAUGAAAAAAAGAUAAUUUUACCAAUCACGGAAGGACCAACGGGAUCGGUUAGCCGAAAAACAUCAAUGUCAGAAAGUCAACAGUUACAUCCAUUGCUACAGAAGUUAUCUCAGGAGCAUUUCAGUGAAUUAGUGCCCGACCAUCAGUGCCCGCUCUGUUUUCAAGCCAAGCGACAUCAAGAGACCAUUGAAGGCUUAAAAUAUGAACGCCAACCUUGGCGUAUACGCGAGCGUAUGAAAACAGCAAGUGUGGCGCUGGUGUUAUGCUUGAAUAUAGGGGUCGAUCCGCCAGAUGUAAUUAAGAUUCAGCCAUGUGCUAGGUUAGAAUGUUGGAUAGAUCCGUCGUCGGUGUCUGCGCCUAAAGCAAUGGAUAUGAUCGGAGCUAAUCUUCAAAUGCAAUACGAACGUUGGCAGCCUCGUGCUCGCUAUAAGAAAUGCCACGACCCCACAGUGGAGGAUGUAAAGAAGUUAUGCACGUCUUUGAGGCGAAAUGCUAAAGGAGAGCGUAUUCUAUUUCAUUAUAAUGGCCAUGGAGUUCCGAAACCAACGGCAAACGGUGAGAUUUGGGUUUUUAACAAGACCUUUACUCAAUAUAUACCACUCAGCAUAUUUGAAUUGCAAAACUGGAUGGCCGCUCCUUCAAUAUACGUAUACGACUGUUCCAACGCAGGAAUUAUCAUACAAUCUUUUCUCCAAUUUGCUGAACAACAUGAACGCGAAAUGGAAAAAGCUGUAGCAGCAAGUAGUCAACGUAUUCCUUUGGGUGGACAGCCGGCCCAACUGCCGCCAAUAAUCAGUUAUAAAAACUGCAUACAUUUGGCUGCUUGCUCAGUCAAUGAAAUAUUACCAAUGAAUGCUCAAUUGCCAGCCGAUUUAUUUACUUCUUGCCUCACGACUCCCAUAAACAUAGCUCUUAAGUGGUACACCAUGCGAGAAAAUUUUGGCCUAGUUCCAAGACUGCACAGUGAAUUUAUUGACAAAAUACCUGGCAAAGUAAAUGACCGUCGCACCAUGAUGGGUGAACUGAAUUGGGUAUUUACAGCAAUCACAGACACAAUAGCGUGGAAUACAUUACCUCGGGAACUGUUUCAAAAAUUAUUUCGUCAAGAUUUGCUCGUAGCAAGUUUAUUUCGCAAUUUUCUUCUGGCGGAACGAAUACUUAGAUCUCAUGAUUGUACACCGGUCUCCCAUCCAGCCUUGCCGCCAUGUUUCCGUCACCCUAUGUGGACGGCAUGGGAUUUAGUGGUUGACUUAGCUCUACGUCAAUUACCUGAUAUUCUGGAAAGGGGAGCACCAUAUCGGCAGCUUCCAUUUUUUGAAGAACAACUUACCGCUUUUCAAGUGUGGCUUGACAGAGAAUCGGAAUCUCGCACACCUCCAGAACAAUUGCCAAUAGUUUUACAAGUUCUACUAUCCCAAGUACAUCGUUUACGCGCAUUAGAAUUACUGGCAAGAUUUUUAGAUCUCGGUCCCUGGGCAGUCAACCUAGCUUUAGGCGUUGGCAUCUUUCCUUACGUACUUAAAUUAUUGCAAAGCUCGGCAAAGGAAUUACGUCCAGUUUUGGUAUUUAUUUGGGCUAAAAUUCUGGCAGUUGAUCCUUCCUGUCAAGUAGAUCUGGUCAAGGAUAACAAAUAUUUUUUAUCGGUGCUUCAGGAUCCCGGCGUACCCAAGGAAUAUCGUACUCUGUCAGCCUUUGUGCUUGCGUGUAUAGUUAACAAUUUUCUAUUGGGUCAAACAAGUGCAUUACAAGGUUCAUUAGUUUCUAUUUGCUUGGAACAACUUAACGAUGAUAGCUGGCUUCUCAGGCAGUGGUUAGCAAUAUGCUUAGGCAUGCUAUGGCAGAAUUUUGAAAAAGCGCGGUGGUCCGGUGUUCGAGAUUUAGCGCAUGAAAAACUUUAUUCUCUACUUAAAGAUCAGAUACCAGAGGUGCGCGCAGCUGCCGUUUUUGCUUUGGGUACUUUUAUUAGUUCAGUCAGGGAUCGUUCUGAGGAACAUGCGAAUAAUAUUGAUCGCAUUAUAGCAAUUACUUUAUUAGAGAAUGUGGGUGAAGACAUGUCACCAUUGGUGCGUUUAGAGUUGAUUGCGGCUUUACAAUGGAUGGUGUUACUUUUUGAAUCGCAAUUCGUCACAGUUUAUAUGCAAGAGAACAUGGUCUCUUCUUCAGCAUUAAACGAGCGCGGAACGAACGUCAGUCACAUAAUUCCAGGGGUACCAUUUUCUACGGUUAUGCCUGGCAUCCACCAUCAUUCCACUCACAGUUUGGAACGUAAUUUCUCUAUGCGUCGAGGAGCCAGUUCGAGUUCUAUUUCGAAUAUUAGUUCUGCUAGCAUACCAUUUUAUUCGAUUUUCCUCAAAUUAUGGCAAGGUAUUUACCAAUUGGGUUAUGAUCCCUUUCCUAAAGUAGCGGAAACAGCCCAAAAAAUCAUUGCGUAUAUAAGGGAUGCGGCCCUGUGCUUGAUUACUGCUAAGGAAGCGACAACGAAUGAUAAAUGCCUUAGUCUGAGUGUAAGCUUACCGCCAAGUCCAAAUACGAAAAUUUCCUAUUUGAGCGGGAGUAACGGGGAGUCACCGCCCGUGGUAAAGGGUGACGUACUUGAUGCCGUGCAAUCUAGUGCUAGUCAUUGGGCAUCAAAAUUUCGCACUGUAUCCAAUGAGCCUCAAGCUAUGCUGCAACGUAAGCUACGGACUACGUCUAUGAACGACGAAACUGAUAGUGCUGCUCCGCCUCCUACCUCAACGACAAAUGAGUCAUUUGGCAAUGGCGGUGGAGAUGGCUCCGCUUCUGGUCACAGCAGCACCAGUGAUACAAAUUAUGAUGUCAAGUCUCAAAAUCUUAGACCUAUAGUAAUUACCGAUUUUAUUCCAUGGGCAAUUUCUUACUUCACUCGCCCAGGAAAAUAUCGAUAUUCUACCGACAAAGAAACUGAACGCGUACAAGUGUUUCGUAUCGAUAAAAAUUCGCCGGAGCUUAGGGCUAGGGAAUGUAGACUUCAACGAAAUCGAAUCGUGAGACGGAAAGCCAAAGAUCAACAGGCGCGCACUACAAGAAUAGAUCAUCAAUGUUGGAUGCGUAAAACACAGUACACGCCUUCCAUAGUUAAGUUACUGCCCUAUGAAAAUCAAAUUGCCGUAGCCUAUAAGGAGAAGGUGCUUGUUUACGACUGGCAACGCAAUACGGUAAAAACUUUCACACCGACGCCAGCGCCUGCUUUGAAGAUGUCACGUGUGCGAACAACAUCAUCGUCUACCUCAUCUCCACCAUCCGCUUAUAAUCUAUCACAAAAUCCUACAACCGCACGUGUUAGUGCUAUUGAGUUCCUAAAUCCGCAAGAUGUAGCACUCACGCUUGUCGGUCAUGAAGACGGAGUAAUUAGAAUUUGGCAGGCAAACCCAAAUGAGGCAAUUGAUGAACAAAUGCGAGAAUCAGCGGGACGCCUGGUAACUGCUUGGGUGGCAAUGCCUAGUUUACAUGCAUCUUACAAUGGUACAUCGUCCGGUACAGGCUUUGGAACAUCAUCGAAGCACUCGCGAAAGGAUACAGGUGCUGUUGAUGGCAUUGGUUUAAUCACAGCUUGGCAACAAUGUUGUCAACAAUUAAUUACUGCCGGAGGAUCAACUCGUUGCAUACGCAUCUGGGAUAUCGAACGAGAGUAUCGACUUUGUGAUAUUCCAAUGGGAAAUGAAAGUUGUGUACGAAUACUCUCUCCCUUCCCUAAUAAUGUUCGUGGCGAUAUCAUCGCAGCUGGUUGCAGUGACGGCAGUGUGAGACUCUACGAUAAACGUUGCUCUCCACAGGACUCUCGCAUUCGGGUUUAUCGUGAGCACAGUGGUGCCAUACUUAGUGCAUGCCUAAAAGACGAUCAGACUUCCUUAAUAACUGGAUGUUCCCAAGGCAAAAUUUCCGUUAUUGACUUACGUUUAAGAGCACCUAAAGGUGUUGUACAACAAUGGGAUGCGGGCAAUGAUAUUACGGCUGUUUCGAUUCAUCAGGCCGCCGAUUUGAUAGCCUGCGGUAGUGCUAAUAAAAUAGCGGUCUAUAAUAGUCAACAAGGCGGUCGAGCGCAGAGUAUGGUACGCAGCCACGAAAGCUUCAUGGGAACUAAAAUUAGUCAUCCCACGUGUUUAGCUUUCCAUUCUCAUAAAGCCUCCUUGGCAGUUGGAUUCGUGGAUAACACAGUAGCUGUGUAUGAGCCCUCGUCAGUUUUAUAAACUGUGCAAUCGCUGGCAAAUCGAAGUCGACAAAAAUCCGCAAACAUUUGACAACGUGCGUAAAUUCUUGAAAGGCA